CAAUGACAGAUCACUGGCAUAAACAUUUAUCAGCUUAAACAAUAUAAAUUAUAUUAGAGUAUAUUUGUCGUUUAAAAAGUACCAAGUUUACAUGGUUUUUGAUCAUUAAACAAAAGUAAAUUACAUGCCUUAUCGUACUCAGUAUAUUGCUCAUCUCGUAGCGUCUUACGAACUUGUCUUUUGUUCUUAAGUUAAAUAAUCCCAUGUUCUCGUAAACAAGUUAAACAUGAAGAUUAACGAGAAAAAUUUAUGUGCUUUCGCUUCAUCUUCAACCCCCGUGGAUCGGGAGGGUUGGUUAGAAAUGAGGGGUGAAGUCGGUAAGAGUUACCAAAGAAGAUUUUUUAUGUUAAAAGGGAAUCUGCUGUUUUACUUUGAAAAGAAAGGAGACAAAGAACCCGUAGGGGUUGUUAUACUCGAGGGAUGCACAAUUGAAUUAACAGAGGAAGAAUCAUACAGCUUCAAAAUAGUAUUCCACUGUGAAGCUGGCCGUACUUAUUACUUAUGCACAAACUCACAGUCGUCAAUGGAGGGUUGGAUGAAAGCCUUGGCCUGUGCAAGCUAUGAUUACAUGAAACUGAUGGUAGCUGAGCUUCAGAGGCAGUUGGAUGAAGCUCAAGCUGAAGAAUCUGUAGAAGCUGCGACUGUGGUCACCGUCUCUCAAGCAGGGGAAGAACCCAAAGUACCACCGAGAGGACAGAGACACAACCCAUUUAACAAAGCGCCUGAUGAUAGUAAAGUUGUUACCGGGAGUAGACAUUACAAAGAGAACAUGAGGCCAGAAGUGGCUCGAAAGAAAGUUCCAUUCAGGGAAAUACACAAAGCACACGGACGAAAGAUCUUGUUGGACCGCAGUGAGUGGCGAGCCUCACUACGUGCGAGACUCAGUGAAACACCUCUCAUACAACUAUGAGCCAGGUGAAUCAGUUAGUUGUGUAGCUGUAAAUAUUAAACAGUAGAUGAAUUUAAAAAAGCAACCAUUAACUUCUGAGUGUGGCACAGUUUUAUAUAGAAAAAUUGUUUAGGACAGUAUUAUUGAAUUUAAGGUUGUAUAAAAUCACUUUGUAUCUUUGUUUGUUGCUGAAAUAUCACAUUUUGUUUGAAAAGUAAAAAAAAAAUAUGGAAAUCUUCAUUAUUAUAUAAAAUAGUUGUUGCAAAAAAUUUUUUCAUUAUCACCUAAUGUGACAGAAAAUAAUUUUGUUUUGGAACAAUUAUUUGAAAGCAGCACAUUAGUUAUAGUAAUGCCUUCCGCGGACACAGACACGCCGAGGUCAGGUGGACAAGAAAUAAAACAUUAUUAUUGUA
This is a messenger RNA of Danaus plexippus (monarch butterfly), 1302 nucleotides long. It is a transcript of the gene IPIP, whose product is annotated as sesquipedalian-1. Bases 227 to 910 code for a protein of 227 amino acids. Gene Ontology annotation, cellular component: recycling endosome; early endosome; trans-Golgi network. Gene Ontology annotation, biological process: retrograde transport, endosome to Golgi; endosome organization; receptor recycling. The transcript has 4 exons. The record is from RefSeq and is a predicted model, not a curated record. Lineage: Eukaryota; Metazoa; Arthropoda; Insecta; Lepidoptera; Nymphalidae.